Spirometra erinaceieuropaei is the source of this 1011-nucleotide messenger RNA. The record is from the annotation of a GenBank genome assembly. Lineage: Eukaryota; Metazoa; Platyhelminthes; Cestoda; Diphyllobothriidea; Diphyllobothriidae.
AUGCGAACAGUUGAGGUGACAACGACGUAUGAAGUCUCGCAGGAUUUCAAGGACGCCACAAUCUUCCAUCUCUAUAAGCGGAGAAGAAACCGCCAGCUCUGCGACGACUACCGAUACAUUUCCUUGCUGAACAUCGCGGGGAAAAUUUUCGCUUGCAUCCUUCUCAACCGCCUGAACAACCACCUGGAACAAGGUCUACUGCCGGAAAGUAAGUGCGGCUUCCGCCGUCAUCGUGCGACCACCGACAUGAUCUUCGCCGCCCGCCAACUGCAGAAAUGUCAGGAGAUUCGGACCCACCUGUACUCUACCUUCGUGGAUCUGACGAAAGCCUUCGACACGAUGAUUCGUGACGGACUUCGGAAAAUUAUGCAGAAAUUCGGCUGUCCUGAACGAUUCGCUCAGAUGGUGCUUCAGCUCCACGAUGUCAGGCUGGCGCGUGUCACGGACCAUGGAACUGGUUCAGAGGCAUUCCCAGUGACCAACAGAGUGAAGCAGGACUGCGCUCUCGUGCUUUCCCUCUUCCGUCUCAUGUUCUCCACCACGCUGAUGGACGCCUACCGUGACGAACGCCCCGGGACCCGCACCGCCUACAGGACGGAUGGCCGCCUCCUCAAUCAGCAGCGGUUGCACUUCCAUUCGCGUGUAUCCACAACCACCGUCCACAAACGUCUCUUCGCAGACGACUGCGCCCUCAGCACCACCUUGGAGUGGGACAUGCAAAGGAGCAUGGAUCUCUUCUCUGCCGCCUGUGAGAACUUCGGCCUGAUCAUCACCACGGAGAAGACGGUGGUCAUGCACCAACCGCUACCCAACACAGCCCCUCUCAAUAAUGCGCCGCAAACCAGCGUGAACGGAACCCAAACGCAAGUGGUGGGCAACUUCCCGUACCUGGGUAGUACCCUCUCCCGAAGCACGAAAAUCGAUAACGAAGUCGCCCGCAGGAUUUCGAACAGUCAAGCCUUCAAAGCACAGUCUGGAAUCGUCAUGGUCUCCAGCUCAGCACGAAGCUGA